Perca flavescens (yellow perch) is the source of this 2936-nucleotide messenger RNA. RefSeq names its product tripartite motif-containing protein 16-like. Gene Ontology annotation, molecular function: protein binding; zinc ion binding. The transcript has a single exon. The coding region runs from base 590 to 2287 and encodes 565 amino acids. The record is from RefSeq and is a predicted model, not a curated record. Lineage: Eukaryota; Metazoa; Chordata; Actinopteri; Perciformes; Percidae.
GCGAUUUAUGAUUAUCCGAAAGUAGAGCCAUAAUAGUGAUAGUAGUCUUUCUCUAUCACUCUGCGUAAAGUGAUAGAGACUACUAAAGUAGUAAGAGGCGCCUCACAAGUGAGCAUACAAGUGAGUACUUAAAGUAACGUUACGAAGUGUAGCUACAUGUGAGCGUACUCGCGGACAGAGUUAUAACCGCGGCGCUUAGUACUGCCUCCCUCGUUUGUUACCAUGGUGAUGUACUAGUGUGCAGCCAGUGCUGCUGCGGACUUUUCUCCUCGGACCUUUGACAUAUAUAAAAGCCUCGGACCGACACACAGAAGAGACUUCCUAAGGAUUUGGUGUAACGUUAGGUUAUGACAGGUGUAUGAUAAGUAGAUAUAUAGCGCCGUGGAGACCUGGCAUUGUAUGGUCUAGCUACAUUGUAGAACAAAGUAUCAGCUACGUUAUCGUUAGCUAAUAGCUAAUCGGUUAUCUCGGAGCUCCGGCUAACUGUUAGCUAGCUAGCUCUCUCCACCUGCAGCACCAGACGCGUUACGUGUGCACGAGCUGACUGGGCGCAUUCACUGCACAAACAGUUAAGAACUCAGGAGGUGAAAUGGCGCAGAAAGGACUUGAGCUGGACCGAGAAACUUUCUCUUGUUCCAUCUGUCUGGAUCUACUGAAGGAUCCAGUGACUACUCCCUGCGGACACAGCUACUGCAUGAGCUGUAUUAAAAGCCACUGGGAUGUAGAGGAUCUUAAGAAAACCCACAGCUGUCCUCAGUGCAGACAGCGCUUCACACCGAGGCCUGUCCUGCUGAAAAACACCAUGUUGGCAGUUUUAGUGGAGGAGCUGAAGAAGACUGGACUCCAAGCUGCUCCUGCUGAUCACUGCUAUGCUGGAGCUGGAGACGUGGCCUGUGAUAUCUGCUCUGGGAGAAAACUGAAAGCACACAAGUCCUGUCUGAUCUGUCUGGUCUCUUACUGCGAGAAACACCUCCAGCCUCAUUAUGAUGUCGCUCCAUUAAAGAAACACAAGCUGGUGGAGCCGUCCAAGAAUCUCCAGGUGAACGUCUGCUCUCGUCACGAUGAGGUGAUGAAGAUGUUCUGCCGUACUGAUCGGCAGCUUAUCUGUUAUCUCUGCUCUGUGGAGGAACAUAAAGGCCACGACACAGUCUCAGCUGCAGCAGAGAGAGCUGAGAGGCAGAGAGAGCUCGAGGGGAGUCGACAAAACAUCCAGCAGAGAAUCCAGGACAGAGAGAAAGAUGUGAAGCUGCUUCAACAGCAGGCGGAGGCCAUCAGUCUCUCUGCUGAUAAAGCAGUGGAGGACAGCGAGAAGAUCUUCACCGAGCUGAUCCGUCUCCUGGAGAAAAGAAGCUCUGAUGUGAAGCAGCAGGUCAGAUCCCAGCAGAAAAGAGAAGAGAGUCGAGUCAGAGAGCUUCAGGAGAAGCUGGAGCAGGAGAUCACUGAGCUGAAGAGGAAAGACGCUGAGCUGAAGAAGCUCUCGCACACAGAGGAUCACACCCAGUUUCUACACAACUACCCCUCACUGUCUCCUCUCAGCCAAUCAGCAUCCAGCAUCCAUAUCUGUCCUCUGAGCUGCUUUGAGGACGUGACAGCAGCCGUGUCCGAAGUCAGAGAAAAACUACAGGACGUCCUGAGAGAGAAGAGGACAAACGUCUCACUGACAGGGACUGAAGUGGACGUGUUGCUGCCACCACCAGAACCAGAACCAGAGCCUAAGACUAGAGCUGGGUUCUUAAAAUAUUCACGUAAAAUCGCACUGGAUCCAAACACAGCACACACAAUGCUGUUAUUAUCUGAGGGGAACAGAAAGGCAACAUUCAUGUACCAUCAACAGUCUUAUCCUAGUCACCCAGACAGAUUCACUGACUGGUCUCAGGUCCUGAGCAGAGAGAGUCUGACUGGACGACGUUACUGGGAGGUGAAGAGGAGAGGAGGAGGAGUUUCUGUAGCAGUCGCAUACAAGAACGUCAGCAGAACUGGCGCGUCGAAUGAAUCUGUAUUCGGACGAAAUGACAAAUCUUGGGCGUUGGAUUGUUUCCAGAACGGUUCUACAUUUUGGUGCGACAAAGUCCACACUCCCGUCUCGGGUCCUGUGUCCUCCAGAGUAGGAGUGUACCUGGAUCACAGUGCAGGUAUUCUGUCCUUCUACAGCGUCUCGGACUCCAUGACUCUCCUCCACAGAGUCCCGACCACGUUCACUCAGCCGCUCUACGCCGGACUUCGGUUUUAUGACUGCUUUCCUUUCUCUUCUCCUGGAGCCACUGCUGAGCUGUGUAAACUGAAAUAGACAGAAGUCAUUUAAGUGAUUGAACAACUUUAUUUUAUCUCCACGCUUGUUGCCGAGAGCAGAUUGUCGUGGCGUUUCUUCACCGCACAGAGAUCAGCGGUCCAGCAAACAUUACGGGCUGUACUACGAGUAUGUCCCGGUUCCUUAAAUUGCAUCCACGUUAUCUUCACUUGCUUCCCUUCCUCCCGUCUUAGCCCGCCCCACCAAGGAAGCAUGGGAGAGACGCGAGGAGAGAGGAAAACAAAGUGACGUGUUUUCCUCCUGAAGCGUCACGUGAAUACGUCAGCUGUAUGGGCGGAGUUGGCAAUGGCUUUCAGCUUCUGGGAAGGCUGCUCUUGUAUUUCCUCGCUCCUCCAUCCUCGGCAGUCCUAAGAGCUUUGAGACGGGAGGGGCCAGAAGGAAUUGCAGUUCGAGGAGAUAUCAAAUAAGAGACUCGAGAAGCAGACAGCGUACCUCCAGAUGUGCAAAUGUUUGAGUUUCACUCUUGCCGGGAGCAGGCGGAGAUUAGAAGGGCUGAUUUUAAAUGAGGAAUGAGGAGUAGGGUGUAGGAGUCAGGAGACAGUGUGAGGGCAUCUGGUGGACGGAUGGGAAAUGACAAGUCUGAAGAGUUGCUAUGAGAAUGCAUGUUGUACUGACUGCUACUUAUAAU